Molecule: messenger RNA, 1293 nt
Organism: Penicillium lagena
Lineage: Eukaryota; Fungi; Ascomycota; Eurotiomycetes; Eurotiales; Aspergillaceae
Product: Monooxygenase FAD-binding
Exons: 7
Coding region: 1-1293 (430 amino acids)
Biological process (GO): secondary metabolite biosynthetic process
Molecular function (GO): monooxygenase activity; FAD binding
Source: RefSeq, a predicted model, not a curated record
AUGGCGGCGCCACGGGCAAAAUUGCCGCUGGAUGUGAUUGUAGUCGGUGCUGGCAUUGGCGGCAUGGCCGCAGCCCUGACGCUGGGCUUGCGAGGGCAUCGUGUGGUGGUUCUGGAAGCGGCGCCAAAGCUCAUGGAAGUGGGAGCCGAGAUCCAAGUCUCGCCGAACAUGCUGCGACUCUUUGACCGUUGGGGCAUCUCGGACCUGAUCCACGCCAAAGACGUGGUACUGGAGCACAUCCACGUACGACGAUGGCAAGACGGCAGCCUUCUAGGCACAAUACCAGUGAACAAGACCUUCGGUCAACAAGUUGUCCUGCACCGCGCAGACCUGCACAACGCCCUGAUCGCCAAGGCACUGGAACUGGACAACGUGAAGCUACGCGAGAACUCCGCCGUCACAAGUGUGCAAUUCAACCCUGCCUCUGUGACACUAGCCAACGGCUCAAUUGUGCGAGGCGACGUAGUCAUCGGCGCAGAUGGGAUCAAGUCCACUGUGCGCGAGCACCUGCUGCAGGACUCGUCCACCAAAGCAAUUGCCACGGGUGACGCGGCGUACCGGAUUAUGUUGCCCCGUAGCGUGAUGGAGAAGUAUGCGGAGCUGAAGACAUUGAUUGAAGAGCCACAGGCGACUCGUUGGUUGGGGCCUGGGAGGCAUAUUGUCGGGUACCCCGUGCGCAAGCAUGAGCUGUACAAUGUCGUGCUGCUUCAUCUGGACAGACAGCAAGUGGAGGAGUCGUGGACUACCAAGGGCUCGAAGCAGGCUAUGGUCGAUAGCUAUGAAGGAUGGGACUCGAGAGUGCGGAAGCUCAUUGAUCUGGUGCAUGACGCUGAAGUUCUCGAGUGGAAAUUGUGUCUGCACCGCCCCCUAAGGACAUGGAUCCGGGGACCAGUCGCUCUCCUCGGUGAUGCAUGCCAUGCAAUGCUUCCGUAUGUUGCACAGGGUGCUGCCCAAGCCGUCGAAGAUGCCGCCGCGCUCGGCGUUGUGCUGUCAUCCAUCACAUCCCACCGCGACAUCCCACGGGCCUUGCAAGUAUAUGAGAAAUCGCGGAAGCAGCGCGCAGAGACUGUGCAGCAAUCAGGCUCCGAGAAUCGUAUCACGUUACACUUACCCGAUGGCCCGGAGCAGAAGGCCCGCGACGAGCAAUUCCGCGCGUCGGCCAGAGGGAAAACCCCGGAUAAAUGGUCAGAUCGUGAGACGCAGAAGUUUUUCUGGGGAUGGGAUGCUGGGAAGGCGGCUCUGGAUGCUUGGAAUGAACUGCAAGACAACGUCAAGCUCAAUGCGAAUGUGUGA